AUGUUAUUUAAUCCACCCCGAAAUUCACCUCGUCUCUUCUUCCUGGCUCUACUCUCCACCUUAUGCCUUUGUUUUCUAUUCCAAUGGCGUCGCGAACUCUCCUCUCCCAAAACAUCCUGGAAACUUCUCCCUACACCCCUAUCUCCCGAAAUCUCAGUCAAAGAUCCCAAACCCCGCUUUGAAUCUUUCCUCUCCAGACUUCUAGAACAAAAACCCUCAAAUUCAUCUCUAGAACUCCCAGACGGAUACGUGCUAGUCCGCAUCGAGGAGAUCAAUGAAGAAUCAGAACGAGUAGACAAUCUCAAAUUAAGCCAAGAAGAUCUUGAUAUCUCCACAAAAGCCCACUCCAAUGUCGUAGAACUCCUCCCAGAAUACUCCGAUCUAAUCACCUACGCCCCCAAAACCAACGGACUCAUAACCGUCGGCGGCGGUUCCUAUACCCCCGCUCUCCUGGUCUCCAUCCGCAUGCUGCGAAAAACAAACUGUACCCUCCCAAUCGAAGUCUUCAUCCCUACCCACGAAGACUACGACCCCUAUUCCUGCAGCAUUCUCGCCUCCUUAAACGCAAAAUGUGUUUUCCUCCCCUCUUUCCAAAACGCUACCAUCGACCGCUACCAAUACAAAUCUCUGGCCUUCCUCUUCUCCACCUUCGAAUCUGUCCUUUUCCUCGAUGCCGAUAAUUUUCCCCUCGUAGAUCCCACUCCUUGGUUUUCUGCACCUGUAUUCCAGGAAAAAGGCAUGAUCACCUGGCCGGAUUUCUGGGCUAACACCGCUUCUCCUCUUUUCUAUACCCUAGCAAAUCAAUCUAUCCCGGCUAUCCAAUCCCAACACGCAUCUUCCGAAGCGGGCUCAAUCCUUAUUUCCCGCAAUCUUCACAGCCAAACAUUACUCCUAGCCUUCUAUUACAAUCUCUUCGGACCAGGUUUCUACUACGAAAUGUUAGCGCAGAAAGGAAUCGGCGGAGAAGGAGACAAAGAAACCUGGGUAGCCGCCGCGAACGUACUGAAAAAAGAUUACUGGCAAGUUCGAGAAAGGAACCAUGCUCUCGUGAGCGUAGAACAGGUCGAAAAAGAAGAGGAAGACGAAGAAGGAAAUUGGAGAAAAACAGGAGAAUGGGUGCGCGUUGGAGAAGAAGACUUAGAUGAGGUGGUUGCAAUGGUGCAGUUUGAUUUUAUCGCAGAUUAUGAGGCUUCGUUUCCUGCACCUCCAGCUUCUUCUUCGUCUUUAAUUACUUGGAAACUCGAUUUUAAAACUAAGAAAGAUUCAAAUGUUCCCGAAAUGGAAAUAAAGGAUGUGGAGAUCCCCACGUUGAGAAAUAAUCCAGAUGCAGAAAUUGUAUUUCUUCAUGCAAAUCGGAUAAAAUUGCAUCCGGCAGAAGUUCUCGAGCGAUUAGAUGAUUUCCACGGGAGAGGAAGAAUGUGGGGGGCGAAAGAAAAAACGAUUCAACGAUUUGGGAGAGAUUUGGAAGCGGAGAUUUGGGAAGAGGUGAUUGAGGUGGCGUGUGGGUUUGGAGAUACUUUGUUGUUGGAUGGGGGAGAGGGAGAGGGAGAGGAGGGGAAACAGGUUGGGAAGGAGAAGGUGUGUGAGGAUUUGAGACGGUUUUGGUGGGGGGUUUUGGGGAAUGAGGAGGUGGAGGAGAGGGUGAGGAGUGCGGGGGAGGAGGAUAGGAGGAAUAUGGUAAGGGAGAAGGGGGGAGAAGGAGAAAGAGAGGGGGAGUGGAAACCGAGGGUGGGUCAUGAGGAUGGGGUUAAGAGGGCUGGGUAG
Botrytis porri is the source of this 1764-nucleotide messenger RNA. RefSeq lists its product as uncharacterized. The transcript has a single exon. The record is from RefSeq and is a predicted model, not a curated record. Gene Ontology annotation, molecular function: alpha-1,2-mannosyltransferase activity. The coding region runs from base 1 to 1764 and encodes 587 amino acids. NCBI's taxonomy places the organism in Eukaryota, Fungi, Ascomycota, Leotiomycetes, Helotiales, Sclerotiniaceae. Gene Ontology annotation, biological process: mannan biosynthetic process. Gene Ontology annotation, cellular component: Golgi apparatus.